Molecule: messenger RNA, 1560 nt
Organism: Rhincodon typus (whale shark)
Lineage: Eukaryota; Metazoa; Chordata; Chondrichthyes; Orectolobiformes; Rhincodontidae
Exons: 4
Coding region: 1-1560 (519 amino acids)
Source: RefSeq, a predicted model, not a curated record
AUGGAGGAGAAGUAUGCCCAAUUGGAAAAGGAGGAAUUGGGUGUCGUGGUUGGUGGUAAGAAGUUCACCCGUUUCCUUUACACCAAGCACUUUGUGCUGCUACCACAGGCUGCUAACCUCAGUACCGUCAACAACAGCAGUGCGCCUGCAGAAAUGGGCACUGGAUCUGUCUUAGACGACGGCACGCGGGAGGGGCUGGACCGGCCGCUAUCCCUGGACGAGCUGACCAGAGCCCUCAGGUCCUUUGAGAGGAACAAGACUCCCGGGAGCGAUGGCCUACCGGUGGAGUUGUAUUCCGCUCUGUGGGAUUUGGUUGGCCAGGACCUGCUGGAGGUGUACGACAGUGCGCUUCGGGCAGGGGAAAUGUGCAAGUCCAUGAGGAAGGGCAUCAUUACCCUCAUUUACAAGCGGAAGGGGGAGAGGGAAGAAAUUAAGAAUUGGCGACCUAUUUCGUUGCUGAAUGUGGACUACAAGAUCCUGGCCAAGGUCGUAGCGAACCGGGUCAGGUCUGUUCUGGAGUCGGUGAUUCACCCUGACCAAACCUGUGCUGUGCCGGGCAGGAAGAUCGCUGAGAGCCUCGCGCUCGUCAGGGAUACGAUCGCCUACGUGCAGGACAGGAGGGUGGACGCCUGCCUUGUCAGCCUGGACCAGGAGAAGGCCUUUGACAGGGUCUCUCAUGUAUACAUGAGGGACGUCCUCUCCAAAUUGGGGUUUGGGGAGGGGAUCUGCAAUUGGAUCCGACUGCUCUACACCAACAUUGUUAGUGCAGUCUCGAUCAACGGGUGGGAAUCCGACAGUUUCCCUGUCAGAUCUGGAGUCAGGCAGGGCUGCCCACUCUCUCCUGCCUUAUUCGUGUGUUGUAUGGAGCCCUUCGCCGCGUCCAUCAGGAAGGACGUGAGCCUGAAGGGGGUGACGAUCCCAGGCAGCGGAGGCCUGCAGGUCAAGACCUCCCUGUACAUGGACGACGUCGCCGUCUUCUGCACCGAUCGCCGGUCGGUGAGUAGGCUGUUGGACAUCUGCGGCCAGUUCGAACUGGCCUCGGGUGCCAAAGUCAAUAGGGGUAAGAGCGAGGCCAUGUUCUUUGGCAACUGGGAUGACCGCUCCUUCAUCCCCUUCACCAUCAGGACAGACUACCUGAAGGUGCUGGGUGUCUGGUUUGGAGGAGCUGGGGCGUGCACUAAAACUUGGGAGGAGCGCAUCUCGAAGCUGGGCAGGUGGGUGCACCGGUCUCUCUCCAUUGCGGGUAAAAACCUGGUCGUCAGGUGUGAGGGGCUUUCGGUACUGUUGUACGUGGCGCAGGCCUGGCCUAUCCCCCGGACUUGCGCCGCUGCGGUUACCCGGGCCAUCUUCCACUUCAUUUGGGGGUCGAGGAUGGACCGGGUCCGCAGAGACACCAUGUACAAGGACCUGGAAAACGGGGGGAAGGACGUGCCGAACGCCACCCUCACCCUGAUGGCUACCUUUGUGUGCGGCUGCAUCAAGCUGUGCGUAGAUCCUCGGGUAAUCCGGGAUGGCUUGGAUGACCGGGUUAAAGCAAUUGUCAAAGCUUUCAGAACCUAA